GUGCUUCCUGUCCCCGGCGGACUGUCCCGGUCCUCCGCCGGUCUCCUCCUCAGUCUGUCGGCUGCCUCUGCCCGGUUCGGACCCUCUCCUCGCCGUCAUGUCGGACCCGUGCUCCUCUUCCUCGCUGUCCCGGUGCGUCACGCGCCACCUCAACCUGCAGCUGCGCGUGGACUUCGAGCGGCGCGUGCUCCGCGGGAAGGUCGAGCUCACGGUGGAGGCUCUGCAGGACCGACUCACCGAGCUGACUUUGGACACCAGGGACCUGACCGUGGCGUCCGUGCUGGCCAACGGGCAGCCGGCCCGCUUCAGCCUGGGCCCCAAGCACAGCUUCAAGGGGGCGCCGCUGGACAUCACGCUGCCGUCCCCCCUGUCCAGAGGGCAGCAUGUGAUCGUGGAGGUGAGCUACGAGACGUCGCCGUCGGCGACGGCCCUGCAGUGGCUCACGCCGGAGCAGACCGCCGGGAAGAAGCAGCCGUACCUGUUCAGCCAAUGCCAGGCUCACCACUGCAGGAGUAUGGUACCCUGUCAGGACAGCCCGUCCAUCAAACACACCUACUACGCCCAGGUGUCUGUCCCGAAGGAGCUGGUGGCGGUGAUGAGCGCGGUGAGGGACGGACACGAGGCGGACCCUCAGGACAGCAGCCGGACCGUCUACAGGUUCAGGCAGCCGGUGCCUAUGCCGUCCUACCUGAUCGCCAUCGUGGUGGGAGCUCUGGAAAGCAGGGAUAUCGGUCCCCGGUCCAAAGUCUGGUCUGAGAAGGAGUACGUGGACAAAGCCGCGUUCGAGUUCUCCGAGACGGAGGACAUGCUGAAGACGGCCGAGGACCUGGCCGGACCCUACGUCUGGGGUCAGUACGACAUCCUGGUCCUGCCGCCGUCCUUCCCCUACGGGGGGAUGGAGAACCCCUGCCUGACCUUCGCCACGCCCACCCUGCUGGCUGGAGACAAAUCGCUGUCCAACGUGAUCGCUCACGAGAUCUCUCACAGCUGGACCGGCAACCUGGUGACCAACAAGACCUGGGAGCACUUCUGGCUGAACGAGGGCCACACCGUGUACCUGGAGAGGAUGAUCGGCAGGCGUCUGGAGAGCGAGCAGUUCAGGCAGUUCAAAGCCAUGGGAGGCUGGAAGGACCUGCAGGACUCGGUGAACACGUUUGGGGCCAACAACCCUCUGACCAACCUGGUGCCCAGCCUGCAGGACGUGGACCCGGACGACGCCUUCUCCUCCGUGCCGUAUGAGAAGGGCUUUGCUCUGCUGUACCACCUGGAGGAGCUGCUGGGGGGCCCCGAGGUCUUCAUGGGUUUCGUGAAGUCCUACAUCCAGAUGUUCGCCUACAGCAGCGCCACCACCGAGGACUGGAAGAACUACCUGUUCACCUACUUCAAGGACAAGGUGGACGUCCUGAACAAGGUGGACUGGAACGCCUGGAUGUUCACGCCCGGAAUGCCUCCAGUCAAGCCCCAGUACGACACCACGCUGGCCGACGCCUGCAUCGCUCUUAGUCAGAGGUGGAUCAAGGCCGCGGACCAGGACCUGGACGGCUUCGCCCCGUCCGACGUGAAGACGCUGUCCUCCCACCAGCUCAUCGAGUUCCUGUCCCUGCUGCUCCAGGAGGACCCGCUCCCUCUGACCCGCGUGACGAAGAUGCAGGAGGUUUACGACCUGAACUCCUACAUGAACGCCGAGGUUCGCUUCAGGUGGCUCCGCCUGUGCGUGCGGUGCAAGUGGGAGGAGGCGGUUCCCAUGGCGAUGAAGAUGGCGACGGAGCAGGGCAGGAUGAAGUUCACCCGCCCGCUCUUCAGGGAAGUUUAUAACUUUGAAAAAUACCGAGAUGAAGCCGUCCGAGUGUUUGUGGCUCAUCGAGCCGCCAUGCAUCCCGUCACCGCCGGGCUGGUCGCCAAAGACCUGAAGGUGGACGCCAGCAACGCAACGCAGUAAAACCAGGACCCGUCAGUGAAACCAGCUCCUUUAGCCAGUCCAGGUCCAGGUCCAGGUCCAGGUCCAGGUCCAGGUCCAGGUCCAGCCUGUCAGAGCAGGGAGAGUCCAGACUAAGACCUUUACCUGGUUCCUGGUUUAAACCAGUAUAAAACCAGUCUGUAAUCCGACUCUCUACUUCAGCAUUAUUAGUCCGUCUUUGUCUGGUUUCUGUGUUUUUUUUUCUUCUGAUUAAACUUUUGGGUAAACA
Molecule: messenger RNA, 2186 nt
Organism: Salarias fasciatus (jewelled blenny)
Lineage: Eukaryota; Metazoa; Chordata; Actinopteri; Blenniiformes; Blenniidae
Gene: lta4h
Product: leukotriene A4 hydrolase
Exons: 19
Coding region: 98-1939 (613 amino acids)
Biological process (GO): proteolysis; leukotriene biosynthetic process; peptide catabolic process
Cellular component (GO): cytosol; nucleus
Molecular function (GO): epoxide hydrolase activity; leukotriene-A4 hydrolase activity; metallopeptidase activity
Source: RefSeq, a predicted model, not a curated record